CUUGAGCGAAAUAUUUUGUAUAGCGAAACCUAAUUUAGCGCGCAACACUAGUUCAAAUAAGCCGAUCCUAAUUCUUUUAGCAGUUUUAAAUGCUGGUGAUAAAGAUCAAGAUAAAUCAAUAUGGAAACACGC
Racocetra fulgida is the source of this 132-nucleotide messenger RNA. NCBI's taxonomy places the organism in Eukaryota, Fungi, Glomeromycota, Glomeromycetes, Diversisporales, Gigasporaceae. The record is from the annotation of a GenBank genome assembly.